This is a messenger RNA of Exophiala xenobiotica, 1191 nucleotides long. RefSeq lists its product as uncharacterized. The record is from RefSeq and is a predicted model, not a curated record. NCBI's taxonomy places the organism in Eukaryota, Fungi, Ascomycota, Eurotiomycetes, Chaetothyriales, Herpotrichiellaceae. Gene Ontology annotation, molecular function: 1-acylglycerophosphocholine O-acyltransferase activity. Gene Ontology annotation, cellular component: mitochondrial membrane. The transcript has a single exon. Gene Ontology annotation, biological process: inner mitochondrial membrane organization; cardiolipin acyl-chain remodeling. Bases 1 to 1191 code for a protein of 396 amino acids.
AUGGUCGGCCGCGAUGACAUCUACCUUAAUGCAGAGCUACCCAGUGCGUUUUGGCGGGCGGCCUCAUACCAGACCAUCCUAGUCACGUCCGCCGUCGCUCGCGCCUUUCUCUACGGCCUGAACAAAACCGAAGUCCACGGCCUCCCUCGCUUUCUCGACCUUUUGAAAUCCCGCUCCGACUACAGAACCCGUCGCAAAGGCCUCCUGACCGUGUCCAACCACAUCUCCGUCAUCGAUGACCCUCUAAUAUGGGGCGUCCUGCCUCUUUCUUUUGCCGCCUUCCACGGCUACAUGAACCACCGCUGGUCCUUCGGCAGCCACGACAUCUGCUUCCAGAAUGGCCCUCUGUCACACUUCUUCACGCUCGGCCAAGUCCUGCCCAUCCAUCGCAGUGCCCACUCUCCCUAUGGCGGGCCCUUCCAAGCCACCAUGACUGAGGGCGUGCGGCUCUUCUCCAAGAUCUCGACCCAGAACGCCGCCCUCUGCCCGCUGAACAACCCGCGCUUCCAUUCCGCAUACCAUAGCCCGUCGUGGCCCAGAGACUGCGUCGACCCCUUCUCCGAUACCCUCCCUGUGCCUGCGUACCCCUCCCAACCGAGUGAUGUGCGGUGGUAUCACGCUCCGUCUCGGUACGCCAGCAAUGCGUAUGGUUGGGUCCAUAUCUUCCCUGAAGGCAAGAUCCACCAAGCUCCGGAUCAGACGAUGCGAUAUUUCAAAUGGGGGGUGGCGAGACUGAUCCUCGAACCGCUCGAAGCUCCAGACGUAGUGCCUAUAUUCAUCGAGGGGACUGACCAGAUCAUGCACGAGAGCCGGACAUUCCCAAGGUUCCUACCCAGAAUAGGCAAGAAAGUCACCGUCACAUUCGGCAGGGAACUUGAUGUCGAGGGGACAUUUGGGGAUCUGCGGAAACGGUGGCGCGAGCUAGCUGACAAGGACGCCAAAGAGAGAGGCAAUCCCGAGUGGGACGAGAUUAUGCUGGGCAUUGUGCCAGAGGGUUUGACAAAUCAUCCAGAAGCCAUUGAAUUGAGGAAGGAGUGUACAAAGCGAGUUAGGGAUGCGGUGCUCGAAGUACGACGGUCCCGCGGUCUUCCCGAUGAAGACCCCAAGUCGGGUGUGGCCGAAACUUGGCUGAAAGAAGGCGGAAAGAGAGAAGGCAAGAUGGACGACGGAAGUUGGGUCAAGGAUACAUAG